This is a messenger RNA of Empidonax traillii (willow flycatcher), 2326 nucleotides long. Its product is annotated as integrin alpha-11-like. NCBI's taxonomy places the organism in Eukaryota, Metazoa, Chordata, Aves, Passeriformes, Tyrannidae. The record is from RefSeq and is a predicted model, not a curated record. Gene Ontology annotation, molecular function: integrin binding. The annotation marks the transcript as partial. The transcript has 17 exons. Gene Ontology annotation, biological process: cell-matrix adhesion; cell adhesion mediated by integrin; cell-cell adhesion. Gene Ontology annotation, cellular component: external side of plasma membrane; integrin complex.
GGAGCCGGGAAAGGCUGGGAUAAGGAAAGGGCUCUGGGAUAGAGGCGCUACCAGUCUGGCCGGCUGCCCCCGCGGAUGCUCCGGCGCGGGGAGCGGGGCAGCUCCCAUGGCCCUUCCCAGCGGGAUGCUCCUCGCCUGCUCCCUCUGCCUCCUGCCCGGGCUCAGUGACACCUUCAACAUCGACACCAAGAGGCCCAAAAUCAUCGCUGGCUCCAGGGAAGCCUAUUUUGGCUACACGGUGCAGCAGCACGACAUCGGGGGCCAGAAAUGGCUGGUGGUGGGAGCUCCCUACGAGACCAACGGCCAGCAGAAGACUGGAGAUGUCUACAAGUGUCCAGUGACCAGCGACAGCCACAGCAACUGCACCAAACUCAACUUAGGCCGGGUGACGCUCUCCAACGUCUCGGAGAGGAAGGACAACAUGCGCCUGGGGCUCAGCCUGGCCACCAACCCCAGGGACAGCAGCUUUCUGGCCUGCAGCCCCCUCUGGUCCCACGAGUGCGGGAGCUCCUACUACACCACGGGGAUGUGCUCCCGCGUCAACUCCAACUUCAGGUUCUCCAAGACGGUGGCUCCGGCUCUGCAGAGAUGCCAGACCUACAUGGACAUCAUCAUCGUUCUGGAUGGAUCCAACAGCAUCUACCCCUGGGUUGAAGUCCAGCACUUCCUGAUAAACAUCUUGAAAAAGUUCUAUAUCGGUCCCGGCCAGAUCCAAGUCGGAGUUGUUCAGUAUGGAGAAGAUGUUGUCCAUGAGUUUCAUUUAAAUGACUACAGGUCUGUAAAAGACGUGGUGGCAGCUGCCAGUCACAUAGAGCAGAGGGGAGGCACAGAGACCAGGACUGCCUAUGGGAUAGAGUUUGCUCGCUCGGAAGCAUUUCAGAAAGGUGGCCGGAAAGGGGCAAAGAGAGUAAUGAUUGUCAUCACAGAUGGAGAGUCCCACGACAGCCCAGACCUGGAGAAGGUGAUCGAGGACAGCGAGAAGGACAAUGUCACCAGAUACGCGGUGGCGGUCCUGGGUUAUUACAACAGAAGAGGAAUCAACCCCGAAGCCUUUUUGAACGAGAUCAAAUUCAUAGCGAGCGACCCCGACGACAAACACUUCUUCAAUGUCACGGAUGAAGCAGCACUCAAGGACAUUGUGGAUGCUCUGGGAGAGAGGAUAUUUAGCUUGGAAGGAACCAACAAGAAUGAGAUCUCCUUUGGCCUGGAAAUGUCCCAGACUGGAUUUUCCUCACACGUUGUGGAAGACGGGAUCCUCCUGGGGGCAGUGGGAGCCUACGACUGGAAUGGAGCUGUCCUGAAGGAAACCAGCAGUGGGAAGGUCAUUCCUCUGAGGGAAUCUUAUCUCCAGGAGUUCCCCGAGGAGCUGAAGAAUCACGGGGCGUAUUUAGGUUACACCGUCUCCUCUGUCGUUUCCACCAAGCACGAGCGGAUUUACGUGGCGGGAGCUCCCAGGUUCAACCACACGGGGAAGGUCAUCCUCUUCAGCAUGCACAGCAACAGGAACCUCACCAUCCACCAGGCCCUGAAAGGAGAGCAGAUCGGUUCCUACUACGGCAGCGAGAUCAACUCCCUCGACGUCAACGGCGACGGCGUCACCGACGUGCUGCUGGUGGGAGCCCCCAUGUACUUCAGCGAGGGCAGGGAGAGGGGCAAGGUCUAUGUUUACACCCUGCAGGAGAACCGCUUUGUUCCCAGUGGAGCCCUGGUGGACCUGCAGAGCUACCAGAACUCGCGCUUCGGCUCCUGCAUCGCUGCCGUGCCCGACCUCAACCAGGACACCUACAACGACCUGGUGGUGGGGGCACCCUUGGAGGACGAGCACCAGGGAGCCAUUUACAUCUUCCUGGGCUUCCAAGAGACCAUCCUCAAGAAGUACAAGCAGAGGAUUGCAGCUGCUGACCUCGCUCCAGGCCUGAUGUAUUUUGGGUGCAGCAUCCACGGGCAGCUGGACCUGAACGAGGACGGGCUCGUGGACUUGGCCGUGGGCUCGCUGGGGAACGCGGUGCUGCUGUGGUCCCGCAGCGUUGUCCAGAUCAACGCCAGCAUCCGCUUCGAGCCCUCCAAGAUCAACAUCUUCACCAAGGACUGCAAGAGGAACGGGAAGGACGCCACCUGCAUGUCGGCCUCCGUCUGCUUCACCGCCCUCUUCCUCUCCGCCCACUUCCAGACGGCCAGCGUGGGGCUGCGCUUCAACACCACGCUGGACGAGCGGCGCUACACGCCGAGGGCUCACCUGGACGAGGGCGGCGAGCGGCCGGCUCAGAGGGCGCUGGUGCUGCCAGCUGGGCAGGAGCGCUGCCAGAGCCUCCCCUUCCACGUCCUG